ACUCGGUCAUUACUGAGUGUAUUUGAAGAAGAUGCAGGAACGCUUACAGACUACACGAAUCAGCUGUUGCAAGCAAUGCAGCGCGUCUAUGGGGCUCAGAAUGAAAUGUGCCUGGCGACACAACAGUUGUCCAAACAGCUUCUUGCGUAUGAAAAACAGAACUUUGCUCUGGGAAAAGGAGAUGAAGAAGUGAUUUCCACCCUUCAGUAUUUUUCCAAAAUUGUGGACGAGCUUAACAUUCUACACACGGAACUGGCCAAACAGCUUGCGGACACAAUGGUUCUCCCCAUUAUCCAGUUUCGUGAAAAAGAUCUUACAGAAGUAAGUACGUUAAAGGAUCUCUUCAGCCUUGCUAGCAACGAACACGAUGUGUCCAUGGCAAAGUAUAGCAGGUUGCCCAAAAAAAAGGAGAAUGAAAAGUUAAAGGCAGAAGUUGCAAAAGAGGUAGCCAGUGCUCGGAGGAAGCAGCACCUCUCUUCACUCCAGUAUUACUGCGCCUUGAAUGCUCUGCAGUACCGCAAGAGAAUCGCCAUGCUGGAUCCCAUGCUAGGAUACACACGGUCACAGAUUAAAUUUUUUAAGAAAGGAGCUGAGAUGUUUUCCAAAAAAAUGGACAGCUUUUUGUCAUCCGUUUCAGACAUGGUUCAGAGUGUACAGGAAGAAUUAGAUGUCGAAGCUGAUGGCAUGCGGGUAGCUCAGCAAGAUCUUCUUUCCGUGGGUGAAUCGGUCUACACACCUGACUAUGAUGUGGCAGCACCUCACAUCAACAGGAACCUUAUCCAGAAAGCUGGCUACCUGAAUCUCAGAAAUAAAACAGGUCUGGUGACUACAACGUGGGACAGGCUGUACUUCUUCACUCAAGGGGGCAACUUGAUGUGUCAGCCCAGGGGAGCUGUUGCUGGAGGACUGAUCCAGGAUCUGGACAACUGUUCUGUUAUGGCCAUUGAUUGUGAAGAUCGAAGAUACUGCUUUCAGAUUACCACCCCGACUGGAAAACCGGGCAUAACUCUUCAGGCAGAAAGCAAGAAAGAAUACGAGGAGUGGAUAUGUGCCAUUAACAACAUCUCCCGGCAGAUCUAUCUUUCGGACAAUCCUGAAGCUGUUGCCAUCAGGUUAAAUCAGACAGCUCUACAAGCUGUGACCCCAAUCACAAGCCUUGGGAAGAAGCAGGACAGCCUCUCCCCCAGCCAGGAUGUGAAAAAUGUAGAGAUGCUGAACGACAGAAGCGUCCCGGAGGAGCCUGCUAGCAUUCCAGACACUGCCGAGUUAAUUGCACCUGGAACACCCAUUCAGUUUGACAUCGUACUGCCUGCGAUGGAGUUCCUUGAUCAGAACAGGGGAGGCAGGCGCACAAACCCAUUUGGGGAGUCUGAAGAUGGCAAGAAAGAGGAUGAGGCAGACUCCCUCUUGAAGCAGAUGUUUGUAGUGCGUUUUCUGGGAUCUAUGGCUGUUAAAUCCGACCAGACCGUUGAGGUAAUCUAUGAAGCGAUGAGGCAGGUGUUGGCAGCUCGGGCCAUUCACAAUAUCUUCCGCAUGACAGAAUCCCAUCUUUUGGUCACCAGCAAUGACCUCAAAUUAAUAGAUCCUCAAACCCAGGUUACAAGAGCAAAUUUUGAACUUGCCAGUGUGACACAGUUUGCAGCUCAUCAAGAAAAUAAAAGGCUGAUUGGAUUCGUAGUUUGUGUCUCUGAGUCUCCAGGCGAAGAUUCCCUGAGCGCUUAUGUGUUUGAGAGUAACACAGAAGGCGAAAAGAUUUGCUAUGCAAUAAGCCUGGGAAAAGAAAUUCUUGAGGCUCGGAAGGAUCCAGAAGCAUUAGCUCAGUUAAUGUCAUCUAUGCCACUGACCAAUGAUGGAAAAUUCAUGCUGUUGAAUGACCAGUCAGAAGAGGACAAUGCUGUGCAUGGAGAUGGGCAGGAAGAAUCUGAAGCAUAAGUUGUAGUUUCUUAUUGUGGAGAUGGUAUUGUCUGGAAUAGGCUAAACACUGCUCUGAGCUACAAUUCAACAUGGGUGGAUACCUAGAGAUAGCACAAAAGGAGAACUUGGUCUGAAUGUCUGUCAUGAUGAAGUGACAAUCUUCAAAUUCUCCCAGCUGUCAUCAUGAGGUCAUCUGCUACUGGCACUGAAGGGAGCCUGAUGUCUACCAGCACAUUUUUCAAGAUCUCGCCAGGGUUCUUCUUCAGAUGCUAAGCCACUUCCUCAUCUACAUUCUUUUAGGAACCCAGCUUCUUGUUUCUGACUGCAGUCAGGACUGUGUGCGCUCUUUUAACUGCACAUCUUUGUAUUCCACAUGAUUCUACUAGCUGUGGGAAGCAGCAAGAAGCUUCACGGGGCCAUGAGACUUCAUCUUCUAGGCUCUUAGAAAUCUUACUACAUACACACUUCAGAAAAAGCUCCUAAAAUGUCAGGAGCCGAUCAUUUUAGGGCAAGGAGAUAAAAAUUAAGAGGUCCUCAGUAAGUAGCAUCUAGUACUGCAUCCAGUAUUGGGAGCCUGGAAUACCCACAGCCCAAAUGGAUCUUUAGUUUUUAUAUAUCUCAGUAACAAUUGAAAGAAAUGCAUUAUUUGUUUCUAUAUUGUUUUUAGGCUCUAGUAUACUUUUUAAAAAGGAUAAUAGAAUCACUAUUGAACUAGAUGGUUUAUCAAAUAGUUCUCUAAACACUUUCCUAUUAAUAUCUAUUUUUAUACUUUUAUCUGGAGUAAGCUUUCAGUCAUUACUCUUAAGUAGAGAUGGAGAUUCAUAUUCAUCUGCCAGGGGAGAUGAAUAGGAAGCCUGCCAUCACAGCCAGUUGGCCUGAUUAAACCCUCCACACACACCCGCAACCGCGUGUCCACAUGGCACACACUGCUGUCAUUCUUGCCUCCAUGCCAAUCGUAGAAGUAGCCUGGCUGAUGCUUCCGUGCCUGCCUGGGCUGCUGACCAAUCAGCAGCUGUAUGCUUGUCAUCCCUCCUCCUCACCAGAUUGGCCAGCAGCACCGGGAGGCAUGGUAUCCCUAGCCAGGCUACUUCUGCGAUUGGCACGGAGAGAAUGACAGCAGCACAUCACGCAGUGAGCAGACACCCAGUGUGUGUUAGGGGAGAGGGUUUAAUCAGGCCAGCCAGCUGUGAUGGCGGGCUUCGUAUUCACCUUCCCAAUCUCUACUCUUAAGUGCCUGCUGUUUUUUUGUGGGGACCAUACCAUAGCCUAGCUCAGUUGACAUAGCAGGUGGGCCAGAAGUUAUUCAUUGAGCCCAUUAGAAGUCUCAGCCAUUCAUUAGGGAUGUACACCCAUAAAAAUUAAUUUUUCUGAAUUUCUAACCAUUCUUGAGCCAGGUAGACGAACUGCUUCACAUGAAGGGGCUUGUUUAAGAUUGACCAGUUCCUCAGCUGAAAAAUUUCUUCAAAUCUGCCCCAGGAAGCAAUUCCGGAAAGAGAACUGAUAUAAGAUUGCCUAUAUGUUUUUACAAGUUUGAUGCUGUUGUAGCUAGCAGGAAAUGGGACAAACCACUGUGUUGAGUCAUCUAGGUUUACUAUUUUCAGUUGAAGUCAUAUGCAAGAACAGAGCCAGCUCUAAUGGAGGUAUUAACCUAAUUUUUAAAAAUGUAAUGUUAAGGAUGUUUUAAUGCUAGCAAAGCAAAUGUUUAGAAGUAAUGAUAGAUUAAAAUCAUAUUUGAACUACA
Pogona vitticeps (central bearded dragon) is the source of this 3655-nucleotide messenger RNA. The record is from RefSeq and is a predicted model, not a curated record. NCBI's taxonomy places the organism in Eukaryota, Metazoa, Chordata, Lepidosauria, Squamata, Agamidae.